Messenger RNA from Nelumbo nucifera (sacred lotus), 1299 nucleotides. RefSeq names its product CBL-interacting serine/threonine-protein kinase 14. Lineage: Eukaryota; Viridiplantae; Streptophyta; Magnoliopsida; Proteales; Nelumbonaceae. Gene Ontology annotation, biological process: protein phosphorylation; signal transduction. Gene Ontology annotation, molecular function: ATP binding; protein serine/threonine kinase activity. The record is from RefSeq and is marked provisional.
AUGCCAGAGGUUGAAGUAGAAUCCGGCAACUCCAUGCCAGACACUGGCUUGUCAUCACCCGAUAAUUUUCUCUUCGGAAAAUACGAGCUCGGGAAGUUGCUCGGCUGUGGCGCCUUUGCGAAGGUCUAUCACGCAAGGAACGUUCGGACAGGACAGAGCGUGGCGAUUAAGUCUAUCAGUAAGCACAAGAUCAUCAAAGGGGGACUGGUUUCACACAUCAUACGGGAGAUAUCUAUCAUGCGCAGUCUAAACCACCCUCACAUCGUCAAGCUCUUUGAAGUACUCGCCACCAAGACCAAGAUCUACUUCGUGAUGGAGUUCGUCAAAGGCGGUGACCUUUUCUCCAAGGUUGCCAAGGGUCGUCUCAACGAAGACGUCAGUCGUGGUUACUUCCAGCAAUUGAUAUCCGCCGUCGGAUAUUGCCACUCCCAUGGAGUCUUUCACCGGGACCUGAAAUUAGAGAAUCUCCUACUGGAUGAUCACGGCAAUCUCAAAGUUUCGGACUUCGGCCUCAGCGCCGUGACGAACCAGAUUCAAAUGGACGGACUGUUACACACGAUCUGUGGUACGCCCGCGUACGUAGCACCCGAAAUCCUGGCCAAGAAAGGAUACGAUGGUGCGAAAGUGGACAUCUGGUCGUGCGGCAUCAUCCUCUACAUUUUGAACGCCGGCUACCUCCCAUUCAACGACCCAAGCCUGAUGGUGAUGUACCGGAAAAUCUAUAAAGGAGAGUUCCGGUGCCCUAAAUGGAUGUCUUCAGACCUGCGAAGACUCCUAGCGUGCCUCUUGGACACAAACCCGGAUACGAGGAUUACCGUUGAUGAGAUCCUGCGCGACCCUUGGUUCAGGAAGGGCUACAAAGAGAAAGAGGUAAAGUUCCACGAAGAAGAUUACGAGGAUGGAAGCGCUGCCACGUUCCUCAAUGCUUUCGAUAUCAUCUCGAUUUCUUCGCGUUUCGACUUGUCGGGUCUGUUUAGCAAUUCGGGCGACUUGGUGGUCAACCGGCUAUUCGCAUCAGCCGAGUCACCGGAGAAAAUAAUGGAGAAACUAGAGGAGGUAGGGAAGAAGGAGAACGUGACAGUGACGAGGAAGAAAAACUGGAGGGCAGUGUUGGAGGAGCAAAGCGGUAAUUUGAUGGUAAUAGUCGAGGUGUACCGGUUGACGGAAUUUUUGGUCAUGGUUGAGAUCAGGAGCAGGGGCUGUGAGGCGCGGUCCUACGAUGAGAUAUGGAAAAAGAAGAUUGGACCCCAGCUGAGCAGCUUCAUUUAUCAGCCAGCGACGCCGGUUUCCGAUAACUAG